ACGGACUUAAGCCACUUACGAUGUGGCCACGUGUACAUUCCUUUCGUCCAAUUACCCGCAGCGCGAACCGGUCAGCAACGGAUCUUUGUUUCUUUAGUUUUUGGCUUUCUUCUCUCUCUCUUCACGCAAAAAAGAAAAAAAAAAUUCAAUACCGCCAUUUCUCUUAUAGUUUUUUCCUGAAUUCUUCGUUUUAACAAAGAUUUAAUUAAUAAAAAAAAAUUAGAGGGACGAAAGGACCGCUGAUUUUCUGUGAUUUUAUUGUUCUUCUUUUUUUUUUUCCAUUUUGCAUUGUUUUAUCGAGAAAUCGAAAUUGUUUUAGCUCGCUAUGUCGAAUCGCCAUCUGCUAAAUUCAAGAAUUUCCUUCAAUUUUCUCGUCUGGUGGAUCUUGUUUGGCUGUUUUCCAGGAUUAAUUUCAUCGUUUGAGGUUACAUUGGAUUCAAUUGAAAUAUUCCGCACGCAUGAUUGGAUUUCAAAACCGACUGUUUAUUUCGAAUGUAAAGGAGAGAACACCACGUUGUUACCCGAUGUAACCAAAAUCAACGUCGUUUAUUCGUUCAAGGGCCAAGAAUCUUGGCAGCCCCUGACACAAUUGGAUGGCAAGAAGUGCAAGCGAUGUGGAUUCUACGAGAAGGACGUCACUAAAACAGAUGAUCUAUACGCGGAGUGGGAGUUUUGUGCUACCGACUUUGAACCUCCGGCUGGGAAAUAUAUAUUGUUUAAAGAGAAUCAACUCAAUGUUACUUUCCACUGUCAAGAAUGCGCAUCUCUUCCGGGGGCUUCCAAUGCAACCCCUGAAAAGCGUGACAUUGAGGAUGAUGACGAUGAUGAUGGGAAAGGAUUACGUAUUUUUAUUAUUUUAGUGAUUACUGCGGUUGUUUCAACUGUAACAGUAAUUGGACUGGUGAUGGCAAAUAAACACUGGCAAAAAAAGAAGCGGCAACAGGAUCAAGCUCGGUUCUUGAAGCUAUUCGAAGAAGGAGAUGAUAUCGAGGAUGAACUAGGCCUUGGUACUGUAAUAUGAAUGAAAUAACCUUGUUGCCUCCUGUAUAGUAAGUUGACCUUACAUAAAUUUUGCUUCUUGUGGGAGGAAAAAAGAAAUCGGCACUUGUUUUGUGCAAGAUUUGAUAUACAUUUGAACAACUCUGUAAUACUAAAGUGGCUACAGAUAUGUGUAUAGAUGAGCUUUGUGGCCUUAUUGGCACAUCUAUUAGUUAAAAUAGUAUCUAGGUUCCAAGUCUUGUAAUGAAGAAAGAUGCUUUUUGCUUUUAA
Messenger RNA from Gossypium arboreum, 1269 nucleotides. RefSeq lists its product as uncharacterized. The transcript has 4 exons. The record is from RefSeq and is a predicted model, not a curated record. NCBI's taxonomy places the organism in Eukaryota, Viridiplantae, Streptophyta, Magnoliopsida, Malvales, Malvaceae. Bases 326 to 1021 code for a protein of 231 amino acids.